GGAGGGGGUGGGAGAAGCGGACCGGGAGCGGUCGGCCGAGAGGAAAGGUUUAGGGUGAGGAAGAAGGGGUUUAAAAUAAACCGAAACCCGGGGUAAAUUAGAAAGAGAAAAAAGGAAACAAAAAAAAAAAGAACAUAACCAACAAAACGGAUUGAGCGGCCGCGAGGAGGUCAGAGGUCGGAGGUGAGGCGGAACCACCGGUGAGCUGGACACAGUGCCUUGGCUGAAGCGUUGCACAUGCUGGAAUUGCCCAACCCCCUGAUGUAUCCCGGGAUGGCAGCUAGGUGACGACAAUUGAGGAUGACCCUGACUGAAAAACUGCGUGAGAGGAUAUCGCGGGCGUUCUACAACCACGGGCUGUUGUGUGCUUCCUACCCCAUCCUCAUCAUCCUCUUUACCGGUCUCUGUAUUCUGGCCUGCUGUUACCCACUGCUGAAGCUGCCACUGCCUGGAACAGGACCUGUGGAGUACAGCACCCCCGUGAAGGAUUACUCUGCACCCUCUCCAGACGCAGGUCUGCAACAAGGGGACCUCAGUGAGCGUCCCGACUGGUAUGUCGGUGCUCCGGUGGCCUACAUCCAGCAGAUCUUUGUGAAAGCUACUGUGUCCCCAUGGCAGAAGAACUUCCUUGCUGUGGAUGUAUUUCGUUCACCCCUCUCCCGCGUCUUCCAGCUAGUGGAGGAGAUUAGAAACCAUGCCCUGAGAGACAGUUCUGGUGUCAAAAGCUUGGAGGAAGUUUGCCUUCAGGUAACAGAUCUUCUGCCUGGCCUCAAGAAGCUACGGAAUCUGCUCCCCGAACAUGGCUGUCUGUUACUGUCUCCAGGGAACUUCUGGCAGAACGACCGUGAGCGAUUCAAUGCUGACCCAGAUAUCAUCAAAACCAUCCACCAGCAUGAACCAAAGACAUUACAAACAUCAGCUACUCUCAAAGACCUGUUGUUUGGACUCCCUGGGAAGUACAGCGGGGUGAACCUCUACAAUAGGAAGCGAGUGGUAUCGUACACUGUCACCCUGGGUCUCCAGCGAUAUGAUUCCAGGUUCCUCAGCAGCCUCCGCUCUCGUCUCAAGCUGCUGCAUCCCAGCCCUAACUGCACGCUGCGAGAGGAGAACAUCGUUCACGUCCACUUCAAGGAAGAGAUUGGCAUUGCUGAGCUGAUACCCCUCGUCACCACCUACAUUAUACUCUUCGCAUACAUCUACUUCUCCACACGGAAAAUUGACAUGGUGAAAUCAAAGUGGGGUCUGGCACUGGCAGCGGUGGUGACAGUGCUCAGCUCUCUGCUCAUGUCCGUCGGGCUCUGCACACUGUUUGGUUUGACACCUACGCUUAAUGGAGGAGAGAUAUUUCCAUACCUGGUUGUAGUGAUUGGCCUAGAGAAUGUGUUGGUGCUCACCAAGUCAGUUGUCUCUACACCUGUUGACCUGGAAGUGAAGCUGCGCAUUGCCCAAGGUUUGAGCAAUGAGAGCUGGUCGAUUAUGAAGAACAUGGCAACAGAGCUUGGGAUCAUCUUGAUCGGGUAUUUCACCCUUGUCCCUGCCAUCCAGGAAUUCUGCCUCUUUGCUGUGGUUGGCCUCGUGUCGGACUUCUUUCUGCAGAUGUUUUUCUUCACUACCGUGCUGUCCAUUGACAUUCGCCGUAUGGAGCUCGCUGACCUGAACAAGCGGUUGCCAGCAGAAGCCUGCCUGCCCCCAGCGAAGCCUGUGAGCCGCUCUCAGCGCUACGAGCGGCAGCCGGCGAUGCGGCCUGCCACCCCCCACACCAUCACCCUGCAGCCCUCCUCCUUCAGGAACCUGCGCCUCCCAAAGAGGCUGCGUGUCAUUUACUUCUUCGCCAGGACCCGGCUGGCCCAGAGGCUCAUCAUGGCUGGGACGGUGAUCUGGAUUGGAAUCCUGCUUUACACGGAUCCUGCUGGUCUGCGCACCUACCUCACGUCACAGGUCACCGAACAAAGUCCUUUGGGUGAGGCAGGUCUGCCUCCAAUGCCUGUUCCUGGAGGGGUCCUACCUGCUGGGGACCCCAAGAUUGAUCUCUCAGUCUUCCCAUCGGACCCAAUACAGCUGUUGGAAAACCAGACACAGCAGCGUGAGCAGAAGUCAGGGCUGGAGUCCCUGAGUAGGCUGGAGACAAACCAGCACACUUGGGCCCAAGGACCAGAGGGCAAAGGGAAUGGACAGACGGAGCUUGGAGCUGAAGCAGAGGUUACCUGGGGAGCAGAGGAUGAGGAGAUUUGGAGGAAACUUUCCUUCAGACACUGGCCAUCCCUCUUCAGCUACUACAACAUCACUCUGGCCAAAAGGUACAUCAGCAUCCUUCCAGCAAUCCCUGUCACGCUGUAUCUGAACCCACAAGAGGCCUUAGAAGUGCGGCAUCCCCAGGAGGCAAACCGCUACCACCCCUUCUUGUCUUCAAGCAGUGGAAAGCUGGAUGCUCAGGCUCAGCCUGACCAAGCCUCAUCCAAGCUGCAAGGGCACCAGGAUGUCACUCUUUACAAGGUGGCUGCUCUGGGUCUGGCCUCGGGCAUUAUCCUGGUGCUCCUGCUCUUCUGCCUGUACAAGGUGUUCUGCCCCAAGAACUACGGGCAGAACGGGAUCUCGCACAGCCGGAGGAAGAGGGGGGACCUGCCCUGUGACGAUUACGGCUACUCCCCGCCCGAGACAGAGAUCGUCCCCUUGGUGCUCAGGGGUCACCUCAUGGACAUCGAGUGUCUGGCGAGUGAUGGGAUGCUGCUCGUCAGCUGCUGCCUGGUGGGCCAGAUCCGUGUGUGGGAUGCUCAGACUGGUGACUGCCUCACUGUCAUUCCCAAACUAAGGUUGCGACGAGACAGCAGCGGCAUCUUUGACUACCAGGAAAGCUGGGAUCCCAGUCCCGAUGGCAAGAAUGGCCUGGACGACUCUUUUGAGAGCAGUCACCAGCUCAAAAGGAUGCUCAGCCCUCCGCAGCCGCCGCUCUUCUGCGACCAGCCAGACCUCACGUCUCUCAUUGACACCAACUUCUCGGAGCAGGUGAAGGUGGCCGAGUCCGAGACGCGGCUCCGCUCGGUGGGCAGUCGCCAGAAGGAGGCCGGGUACGACUUCAGCAGCCUGGUGGGUAAAGCCUAUGAAGAGCACGGCUCCUCCAAUUCCAUGAGCUUCAUGGGCCUCUCAGCCCCGCAUGGACAGGCUGGGUUCUGCACGGGGAGCAGCAGAGCCCGCUCCAUGGGCUGCGGGAGCGAGGAGGGAGGCUGCAGCGCCCGCAGGAGGAGCCUGGGGGACGAGUCUCUUACGGGGUUUGACAAAGCCUCACCGCUUCCUUCCUGGGGAGGAGACUUGGAGAGCUCUGUCUGGAGCCUGGACCUGCAAGGGAAUCUGAUCGUGGCCGGCCGGAGUAACGGGAAGCUGGAGGUCUGGGAUGCUAUCGAGGGCACCCUCCGCAGCAGUAAUGAUGAAGGUCAAUCUGGCAUCACAGCGCUCGUCUUCCUGAACAACAGGAUCGUCGCUGCCCGGUUGAAUGGCUCGUUAGAUUUCUUCUCGCUGGACACACACACAUCCUUGAACCACCUGCAGUUCCGAGGAGCCCCAAGCAGGAGCAGCAUCCCAUCCUCACCGGUGUUCAGCAGCAGCGACAUCAUCCUCUGUCAGCUCACCCACACCGUGUCCUGUGCCCACCAGAAGCCAAUCACGGCACUGAAGGCUGCGGCAGGGCGGCUGGUCACUGGGAGCCAGGACCACACUCUGAGGGUGUUUCGGCUGGAGGACUCGUGCUGUUUGUUCACCCUGCAGGGUCACUCGGGAGCCAUCACAGCCGUGUACAUGGACCAGACGAUGGUGCUGGCGAGCGGUGGCCAGGACGGUGCCAUCUGCCUGUGGGACGUGCUGACAGGGAGCAAGGUCAGCCACAUGUAUGCCCACCGAGGGGACGUCACGUCCCUCACCUGCACCACGUCCUGCGUCAUCAGCAGCGGCUUGGACGAUGUCAUCAGCAUCUGGGACCGCAGCUCGGGAAUCAAGCUCUAUUCAAUCCAGCAGGAGAUGGGCUGUGGUGCCAGCCUGGGCGUCAUCUCCGACAACCUGCUGGUGACGGGUGGCCAGGGCUGCGUCUCCUUCUGGGACAUCGGCUACGGUGACCUGCUGCAGACUGUCUACCUGGGGAAGAGCAACGAGUCGCAGCCGGCGCGGCAGAUCCUGGUGCUGGAGAACGCUGCCAUCGUCUGCAACUUUGGGAGCGAGCUCAGCCUGGUCUAUGUGCCCUCAGUACUGGAGAAACUGGACUGAGGAGGAUGGGCCAGAGCCUGCCUGGAGGGGAGAGGUGGGCAGCUGAGGGGACAGGGACACCAGCUCCAUCGCGCUGCCCCUGCCUCUGUUGCCGUCUCACCUUGUAAACUGCUCUCCCUCCCACCGAACGGCCUGCAGGGCCUCUUUGCCCCACUCCAGCAUCUUCCAUGUGGGCUCUGCAGAUGAACAAGUCCUGGGGCCACAGAGGGGCUUGGGGAUGCUCUGGCACCCUGCUCAGAAUGGGGGUGAGGAGCAGUGAAGUGGCUCCACUGGUUUGGGGAGACUGAGCAACAGUGGCAGGUGCUGGGGAGCCUCAGUACCUGUUGCCUUGUGGUGGCUGUGCCGAGUUGGGUCCAGCUCCAUCGCAGCAGGGUCCAGCUGUUCCCAGCCCUUCAUGCAGUGGGGCGGGAGCAGGGCAGUGUUGCCAGCCAGCCCCACACGGAGAACAGCCUGGGCUAGUGGCGAGCCCCAGCAGCAGUGGGUCCUGGGUCCAACCUUGCCUGGGCACUUGGCUUGGCCUCCACGUGCCUUAGAGGCCCCAGCCUGCCCCUGCCCUAUUUAUUUAUACGCUGUAUAUAUUUAUUUAUUAUGGCAGGAGAGUGCCGGCCCUCGCUCCACCCAGCCCCUUGGGGCACUCAGCCCUCCUCCUGGUGCCCUUCCUGGCUUCUCCUUCACCCAGUUUGCAGCAAUAGCACCUUCCUCCUCCUCCUCCUCCCGCUGCGGGGCCAGAGGAGGCUUUUCUCAGGUUGGGAGCGGGCAGGCAGCCCUUUGCCCCCCUCCUGCCUGCAGGCCUGGGGGAGCGGGGCAGGCUGGCAGAGCCCUGGGGGACCCCUGCAUCCCUCCAUCACUGCAGGCCAGGAGCUCUGCGCCCCCCACAGCCGCACAA
This is a messenger RNA of Neopsephotus bourkii (Bourke's parrot), 5137 nucleotides long. It is a transcript of the gene SCAP, whose product is annotated as SREBF chaperone. The transcript is spliced from 23 exons. The record is from RefSeq and is a predicted model, not a curated record. Gene Ontology annotation, molecular function: protein binding; sterol binding. Gene Ontology annotation, biological process: SREBP signaling pathway. Bases 301 to 4251 code for a protein of 1316 amino acids. Lineage: Eukaryota; Metazoa; Chordata; Aves; Psittaciformes; Psittacidae. Gene Ontology annotation, cellular component: Golgi membrane; endoplasmic reticulum membrane.